UUAAAAAAGUACUUUCUAAUACUUCUAAUACUUUUUUUACAAAGAAAUAGAAUCAAUUCGAAAUGCCGUUUUGGAGGUUCAAGAGAGAAAGUUGAGAUCGAGCUAGGAAGGAGGGUACGUAGUUUCUCCUUUUCAGGGAGUAGUGAUUAACGCGUGAAUUGGUAUUGCAAGGCGACGUCAUUCGCCGGCCGAUCCCUAUCCCUCCGCCUGCAAUCGACCACUUUAUCGUUCUCGAGAACCCUAAAUUAAGAUUUCACUUCCUACAUUUCUACCCUUAAUCCCCGGAUGAUUUUCACCUCUUUGAAGCUCUAGCUGGUCGAGAUUUUCCUAUGGCGGAGCCACCUAGAAUAACCGCCCUCGGCACGGCGGAGAGGAACAGCAUCAGCCAGCUGGUGCCGCAGACCAGCUCGCGGUCUGUGACCGAGACGGUUAACGGAUCUCAUCGGUUCGUGAUCCAAGGGUACUCGUUGGCCAAGGGUAUGGGCAUCGGGAAACACAUUGCCAGUGACACUUUCACCGUUGGCGGUCACCAGUGGGCAAUCUACUUUUACCCAGAUGGUAAAAACCCAGAGGAUAAUUCCACGUAUGUUUCCGUUUUCAUUGCUUUGGCGAGUGAAGGGACAGAUGUUAGGGCUUUGUUUGAGCUGACCCUGGUUGAUCAGACGGGAAAGGGCAAGCACAAGGUUCACAGCCACUUCGAUCGCUCCCUUGAAACUGGCCCAUACAGUUUGAAGUACCGUGGCAGCAUGUGGGGGUACAAACGUUUUUUCAGGCGAGUAAUGCUUGAAACAUCGGACUAUCUUAAGGAUGACUGCUUGAAAAUUAAUUGUACUGUUGGAGUCGUGCGUUCUACUUCUACCACAGAUUUUUUAAAUCUGCCUCCUAUUCAUGUUCCUGUUUCGGACAUUGGAUCACAUUUUGGUAUGCUUCUGGAAAACAUGGAAGGGUCUGAUAUUACCUUCAAUGUUGCUGGUGAAAAAUUUCGUGCCCAUAAACUGGUAAUGGCUGCUCGUUCUCCCAUCUUCCGUUCAGUGUUCGUUGAUCGAUCGGAGAGUGAGGAGCAGGACAUUGUUGUUACUAAUAUGGAACCCAAGGUCUUCAAGGUGUGAAGACACUCUUUCUACUACUGGCUAUGCUGCACUUUGUGUACACAGAUGCUCUUUUAGCAGGUGAUCUAGAAGCUUCUAGCUCAUCUAGUGUAUCAUCUUUGUCUGAUACAUUAGCAGCAAAGUUGCUCGAAGCAGCUGAUCGGUAUGAGCUGGGAAGACUCAAAAGGAUGUGUGAAGCUUAUCUCUGCAAAGAUAUAUCCGUGGAUUCUGUUGCAAAGACUCUAGCUCUUGCAGACUGUUAUCGUGCCAUGGAGCUUAAAUCUGUUUGCCUUCGAUAUGCUGCUGAAAACCUGGCUGCUGUGAUGCAAUCAGAUGGAUUCAAAUAUCUAAAAGAAAACUGCCCGUCGCUUCAGUCAGAACUUCUGAAGACAGUGGCUGGCUGUGAGGAAGAUGAUGGUUGCAGCAGUGGAGCUGGGAAGUCUCGUAGUGUUUGGGCACAGCUUUCUGACAGCGGUGCGGAUACUGAUGGCAGGAGGGUACGGCAAAGGACCUGACUCAUGAUCCUGUAGUUUUUCUACUACCACAGUGAUGAUCUGUUACAGUAGAAUGGACAUGUGUAAAACCACCAAAACAGUGUUACAUAACGAAAAAUAUUCCACCAUCCUUAUAUGUUCAGAAAAUGUUUGUUUGUAAUGAUAGUUAGAGCCGCACCCCCACCCUCUACAUGUUCAUACCACAAAAGCAUGUUCAACACGAUGUCAAACUACAUUUUUCUGGGUUUAAAUGGAAACACUUUUUCUCCCUCAGUUCAUCAAAUCAGC
Cuscuta europaea is the source of this 1870-nucleotide messenger RNA. NCBI's taxonomy places the organism in Eukaryota, Viridiplantae, Streptophyta, Magnoliopsida, Solanales, Convolvulaceae. The record is from the annotation of a GenBank genome assembly.